Messenger RNA from Danaus chrysippus (African queen), 978 nucleotides. The record is from the annotation of a GenBank genome assembly. Lineage: Eukaryota; Metazoa; Arthropoda; Insecta; Lepidoptera; Nymphalidae.
AUGGACGUGUCCGAGGACAGGCUGUACGAGGCUCAGACGCCGGAGCGCUCCGACACCAACAGUCCGAGGUCGCAGAUGAGCAGCCCCAACUCGGCCUCAUCCAUCAACGUGACUGAUCAAUCGAUCACACUGACGCAGCACCAACAGAACUUGGAGACGUUAAACCGUAUGGGGUUAUUCUUUCACCAGCAAAUGCAUUUAAAUCAAAGCUUCGAUGCUGUGAAGAGUCGCCUCGGCUUGACCCAGGGCUCGGUCAGCCAUGGUCCGAGGCAUACUAUAGACGCGAUCCUUGGACUCAGCGGCAGGCAGAGGGUCGCGGACUAUGAGACCAGGAGAGAUGACCCUUGUGAUGCUGUACCGGUGUCACCUGGAGCUGUGGAGAGCGCCGGUGAGGGAUCCUGUAACAGUAACGACGGCUUCCAACCGCCGGUCGAAGAUAAAUCAGCCAGUGAUGAUGAAGCGCCUCGCCCGGGGUCCGCUGACAAGAAGAAGCAUCGGCGGAACAGAACCACCUUCACCACCUACCAGCUGCACGAACUGGAGCGAGCCUUCGAGAAGAGUCACUACCCUGACGUGUACUCCAGGGAAGAGUUGGCCAUGAAAGUGAACCUGCCAGAAGUCAGGGUACAGGUGUGGUUUCAAAACCGUCGCGCCAAGUGGCGUCGUCAAGAGAAGAUGGAGGCGGCCCGCCUGGGUCUGUCGGAGUACGGGGCGCCGGUCCCCAGACUGACGGGCCUGGGGCUGCCUGUCGACCCCUGGCUCGCCCCGCCACUACUCACAGCACUACCUGGUUUCCUGAGUCACCCCCCCUCCGGGUACCCCUCGUACCUCACCCCUCCCGCUCCCCCUCCCUCCCACACCCCUCACACGCCUCACCCCCCCGCACCGUCCGACCCCCGCUCGUCCUCCAUCGCCGCUCUCCGACUGAAGGCCAAGGAACACGUGGAGAGCAUCAGUAAGGGAUUGACGAUGGUGUAG